This is a messenger RNA of Ostrea edulis (European flat oyster), 2431 nucleotides long. RefSeq lists its product as uncharacterized. The coding region runs from base 145 to 1881 and encodes 578 amino acids. NCBI's taxonomy places the organism in Eukaryota, Metazoa, Mollusca, Bivalvia, Ostreida, Ostreidae. The record is from RefSeq and is a predicted model, not a curated record. The transcript is spliced from 2 exons.
AUUUACGUACAAUAUCAACAACUCUUGUUUUACACCGUGCCCUUCAUUGUGCGUCAUCCGUGAGUUUUACAGGUGUGUCAUCCGGACCAUCACACAGGUGUGCACAGAUUAAAUACUGAACCUCGAAGAGUGAUACGGUUGGAAAUGGAAGUUCCGGAGGAACUUAUGGUAUGCGGAUUUUGUCAUAAUAAUUUAGAGUUUCCUAAACUUUUACCAUGCCUACACACAGUGUGCGGAAACUGCCUAAAAACAAAGCGAGAAAGUCUAACGGAAUGUUCAUCCUGUCAGCAGCCAAUAGAAGGCAUAGAAACCGUAUCUACACUACCAGACGAUAAAUUCAGCAGCAGUCUUAUCGAUUUCGCUAAAAUCUCCAACGAACCUGUAGAGGAAGGCACUGAAUCUCUGUCAAAGAUGUUGGAGGAGCUAGAAAUUCAGCAAAAUGAAGCGAAAAUCGACCUUAAAAAGCUGAAACUUCAGUCAGAGGAGGCUGAUUUCAAUGCACGUAAAAACGAAAGGGGAUUUCUCAGAGUGAAAGAAAAUGCUAAGAAGGAAAUAAAGAUGAAAAUUGAGGAUCUUAGGAAUCGAUUUGACAAGUAUCUACAAGAAAAAGAAACCACACUGAUGGAAGAACUGGAUAGAGAUCUGAAUGAUGAAGAGUUCGAUUCUUCUCAGUCUGUUAUUUGGAUCCGUUCGGUGAUGGGGUCAAUUGAAAACAAGGAAGAAUUACUGGAGAAAUGCGACUUACAGUCUAUAAAGUCACUACCCAAAGCGACGGCGUACAGGAAAGUCUUAAUGGAAAUGAAAGACCACAUGUCGCAUCUCGACAGCUCUAUCUCAAGAAAAAAUCCCACAGAGCUGGAAGUUACUUUUGAGUAUAGUCCGGAAAUUGAAGAAAUAUUUAGUAAACCGAUCGGCAGUAUUGAGGUUCGAAAAUCGGGAAAAAUCAAAAUGGAGGAACACCAAAGAUUGAGGGUUAGUUUGCCACCUUCAGCACCACCAGAAUUUAACAAUACUCCGUACAAAAAUGCCGUGUACCUGAGGACCUUCCCCUCGCUCCUACCGGAGGAUAGCAAGGGAUACGUGGUGGGAAUAGCGUGGGUGCCGACUGACCGCCUAGUUCUCGUCGACAAGUGGAACAUGAAACUGAAGUUGUAUCGCGAUAGUGGACAUCUCAUCAGCGUGAUGAACUUUGCCGGGGGUGAACCGACGGACAUUGUGUACACCAAGGGCACAGAGGUCCGCCAGUUAUGCCUUGUCGCCAUCCCAAAUGGACGACUCAUUCUGCAAGUGGCUGUGGAGGAUAGUAACAUGAGGGUUUCCAGUCGCAUUACAACAGCGACAGGGUACUCCAGCAUCGCAUACGAUAAGACGUGUUCUAGACUCAUCUGCGGAGUCUGUCAACCCUAUGGUAGUCCAAGAAUUGACAUCGUCAGUUCCAACGGGGCAGUGGAAUUCACCAUUGCUACCGACCUACGACUCCGACCUCUCUUCAUCUGUCCGCGGUCUGUUGACAUUUUAAUGGGUGUCGUUGUAGGGUGCGAUUGGCAGAAAAACCGCGUUGUGUUCAUUGCGCGAGAUGGCUCCAUUCGCGGGUCGUAUUACGGAAGUCCGGAAUCCCCGCUCUUGAAGCCUGUCGGUACGACUCUGGACGGUAGAGGGCAUCUCUUGGUGGCAGAUUGCAAAAGAAAUAAGAUUCACAUCGUAUCGUAUUCCGGCGAUCAUUUAGGAAGCUAUGAUACGUGUAAUGAAGUGGAGGAGCCGCGUGAAAUUAAUUUGAUAGCAAACGAAAACUCGGCAAAGUUGGCAAUCUCGCAUGGCGCGGGAUAUGUUAGUAUCUACCAGCUUACCGACACAUCCACGGAAAAAUCAAAUGCAUGGUGACCAUUAGAAAGAGUGCUGUACCCGGCGCGUGAAAUGAGUGAACUGUGUAAAGGGAUUUCCAAAUUAUCAUAUAUAUGAAUAAGUAGAUGUAUAUAUAAUUGACCCCUAUACAAUUGAUAUUCUAUUUCCGUCUUGGUGUAUACGAUACUGGUAGCUGAUUACUGAACACUUCAUAUAACGCAUGGCUAUAUAAGUGUGUACGACAGUAGACAGACAGUACCGCUAUAUAAAACAGUGUAAUAAGUACUAUUGUACUAUUUAUGAUUCAUUAGAGAGCACAUACCAUCAUUAAAAAUAUCUAUGUAUCAGUACAUCAAUUACGUUUGUAAAAUUAAUUGUGUUCAAAUUGAUUGCAAUAUCAAUUCUAGGAGUCUGGCCAUGAUUUAACUAAAAUCAUAUGAAAUCAAUAUACACGUGUUAUACAGGAUGAUAUUACACAGUAUACAUGUACAUGUAUGUUAUGAUGUAACUAUAAAAUCCUGUAUUGCAUUACGCAAGCGAUAGAAUAUACCACACUCGUAAUUGCAUAAAUAUGAUUGUGUUUAUAAUA